Messenger RNA from Heteronotia binoei (common prickly gecko), 658 nucleotides. Its product is annotated as polyisoprenoid diphosphate/phosphate phosphohydrolase PLPP6-like. Bases 11 to 625 code for a protein of 204 amino acids. Lineage: Eukaryota; Metazoa; Chordata; Lepidosauria; Squamata; Gekkonidae. The record is from RefSeq and is a predicted model, not a curated record. The transcript is spliced from 2 exons. Gene Ontology annotation, molecular function: sphingosine-1-phosphate phosphatase activity.
CUGAUCAUCGAUGGCUGCUCUCCUGCGUUCUUUGCUGGCUGUCGACCUUUGGGCCUCCAAGCAGCUGGGGGUGUGCGCUAAAGAGGAUUCGGCUUGGGGUUGCGCCCGCCCACUCAUGAAGAUCAUAGAAUUCUCGGGGCACGGUGUCCCAUGGCUAUUCGCCACCUUGUGUGGCCUCUACAUAAAUAACAGUCCAGUGGGCAGAGAGCUGCUGAUCAACAUACUCUUUGCUCUGGUGCUCGACCUUGUAUUGGUGGGAGUGCUGAAAGCGCUCGUGAAAAGAAAGCGCCCCACCUACAACAAGAUGGACAUGUUUGCCACCGUCUCCGUCGACCAAUAUUCCUUCCCCUCAGGCCACGCUAGCCGAACAGCCAUGAUCUCCCGGUUCGUUCUCAGUCAUUUUACACUGACAGCCCCUCUGCGGGUCCUGGUGGUACUUUGGGCCUUUGUCGUGGGGCUUUCCCGAGUCAUGUUGGGCCGACACAACCUGACCGAUGUGAUCUUUGGGCUUGUCAUGGGCUACGUGCAGUACAGCGUGGUGGAGUACUUCUGGCUGUCCCCCGUCACCGCUCCGGCCCUCUUUCCGGCCUGGAGAGAGUCCAAGUGCUUGUCGCGCAACCUGUAAAAAUUCAUCGAGCUUCACCGAUCGGCAGGCUUU